AUGGCUAUCGAUUCGGAACAACCACCUGCUGAAGUAGAAGAGGAGGAGGAGAUUCCGGAGCCUGUGCCGGUGGUGCAUGCUGAGCACGAGCCAGUGGAUGAAGGGGAAGAGAGUGACGAGUAUGAUAUCGAGAAUGAGGAGGAUGAAGAGGGAGGAGGGUUCGAGGAAGAUGAUGACGAGGACGAUGCCGAAGCUGGAAAAAGGCACAACUUGACUGCACUCCUGCUGGGUGGCGGCGGGGCUGAUGAGGAAGAGGAAGAAGACUAUAACGAGGAAGAUGGCGACGGCGAGGACGACGAACCAGCUCCGACACUCGCGAGCUCUGUUACUGGGUCGAUGACGUCUGGUCUCAAAAGAGCAAGGGAAGAGGAUGUCGAGGACGAGGAUGGGGUGGGUCCGCUGGCCGACGGAGAAGAUAAAGGAUACGAAGAGGAUGCAGAAGACAGGGUAGGGGCGAAGAAGGUCAAGACGGACUAAGUCAGACAAGGGAUGGUGAUCAGAGCGGGAAGGCUUAGCCGCGAGUUUGUCAGCUACGAAACGAACAGACAGAUAUAUCUGUGCAGCGGUGUUGUAAGAUUCAGAAGGUGGCGUGAACUUAUUUCUUCUCUUAUUAUAUAUGACGUUUUGCUGUCGACGCCUCCGGUGUAGAACGGACACAAAGAUGCUAUGUUUC
Stereum hirsutum FP-91666 SS1 is the source of this 673-nucleotide messenger RNA. RefSeq lists its product as uncharacterized. The coding region runs from base 1 to 477 and encodes 158 amino acids. Lineage: Eukaryota; Fungi; Basidiomycota; Agaricomycetes; Russulales; Stereaceae. The transcript has 4 exons. The record is from RefSeq and is a predicted model, not a curated record.